AGUCCUCUCAGGUCAACUUUGGUUGUGUCUGGUAUGAACUGUGGGGCCGGGGUACAGGUGACCAGGGGACUGAGAGUGACCUCAGGGUGGAGAUAAUGAACAAUAUGACCAAGGCACAAGGAGGGAUGUGGGCUCUGUAAAGACACUUAAGCUCCAGCAAGAUCCCAGGAAUGUGCAUACACAUGUUUAUGCAACGCCUGCUUUUGGCUUUCUUUGAACUUCUGGUUCGUACUUCAUGCCAGUUCUCUGUUGUGACAGGUGUGACAUGCUUGAACUGUUCUUGAUAAAAGGAAACCGAGCCGCUGGACCAAAGGGGCAUGACAAAGGCUUCUAAAAAGGUGUUACCUCUGACAGGUUUUGGAUGGAUUUGGAGAUUCGGAUAGGAACACGCCCCCUUGGCCUUUCCCACUUCUCCGCUCUCUUCUCCCUUCUGCUUUUCUUCUUUUUCCUUUUCGGACAGGGUCUCACGUAGUUCAGGUAGGUCCCCAACUUGCUAUGUCGCCGAUGAUGACCUUGAUCCUCCUGCCUCCACUUCCUCGGUUCUGGGAUUACAGGGGUGAGCCACCGUACCCAGUAUUACGUAGACCUAAGGAUCCAGUUCACGACUUUCUUGCACACAAGGCAAGCACUCUGCCAACUGAGCCAUAUCCUCAGCUCCUGGAAUAUGUUUGUGAUGGUGAAAAUGCAUCCCGUGUACAGCUGUCCAAGGCAGCGUGUUAAUUUUCCAGUGUUCACAUGAUGAGGACUAGGGCCGUCUCUGUGUCAAACCCUGUUUAUUGUGUGCAGCCCGGUGACCUCUGAUGCUGAUGUGGCCAGGGAGACAGGCCAAAUCAUUCCAGAGCUGGCCGCGGCUGGUGAGAGGAAGCUUCCACUGGAGCUUAGACUGUGCCUGCUGCACAGGGAGCCUCUCUUUACCCCGAACCUGGCUCGUGCCUGAAAUAGUGCAGACACUCAGCAAAGACCCAGUGGCGGAGGCAGGAAGUAGCUUGUGCGAAACACAGAUUCUCCAGGUACUGUCUUUUAUAGACGGUCGAUGUUGGACUCAUUUUACAGACGAGGCUACUAAAGUUCGCAGGACUUUGAUACAUGGGCUAGGGAUGUAGUUGGUAGAGUACUUUCCUAGCAUACAUGAAGCCCUGGGUUGAUUCCCAGCACUCAGAAGGUAGAGACAGGAAGAUCAGGUUUAAGAUCUGGCUAAGACAUUUGCCAAACCCGAUGACCAGAGUUCAGUCCCUGGGUCCCACAUGGUGGAAGGAGAGAACCAACUCCUGCCAGAUGUCCUCUGAGCCUCAUACAUGGUGACAAGGUACAGGAACACACACACACACACACACACCAUAAAUAAACAAAUGGAAAAAAAGAAAAGAAAAAAACCCUUUGCUUUAGACAGGGUCUCACUACAUAACCCUGGAUAGCCUGAAACUCGUUGUAUAGACCAAUUUGACCUAAACUCAGAGAUCCACAUGCCUCUGCUCCCCUCAAGUGCUGGGAUUAAACGGGGUGUGCCACUAUGCCAAGUUCAAGAAGAACUUUUUAAAGAAGUCCCAUCAUCCUUCUUCCCAGGCCCCCUCACUCAUGUGCAGGGAUUGGAGAGGAGGAAGAAACUGUUUCGGAUGGCCAGGCCUGUGUGACGCCCUGGGAGAUAAGGGGACAGGAAGAGCAACAUGUCUGAAUGCUUGGCCGAUGCCAUGUGCCAGCGCUGCCAGGCCCGGUUUGCACCCACAGAGCGCAUUGUCAACAGCAAUGGGGAGCUGUACCAUGAGCACUGCUUCGUGUGUGCACAGUGCUUCCGGCCGUUCCCUGAGGGGCUCUUCUACGAGUUCGAGGGCCGGAAGUACUGCGAACAUGACUUCCAAAUGCUGUUUGCUCCAUGCUGCGGAUUCUGUGGUGAGUUUGUUAUUGGACGCGUGAUCAAGGCCAUGAACACCAACUGGCAUCCAGGCUGCUUCCGCUGUGAGCUGUGUGACGUGGAGCUGGCUGACCUGGGCUUUGUGAAGAAUGCAGGCAGGCACCUCUGCCGGCCUUGCCACAGCCGGGAGAAGGCCAAGAGCCUGGGCAAAUUCAUCUGCCAACGGUGUCACCUAGCCAUCGAUGAACAGGCCCUCAUGUUCAAGAACGAUCCCUACCACCCGGACCAUUUCAGCUGUUCUCACUGUGGGAAGGAGCUGACCUCCGAGGCCCGAGAGCUGAAGGGGGAGCUCUACUGCUUGCCUUGCCAUGACAAGAUGGGUGUCCCCAUCUGUGGGGCCUGCCGCCGGCCAAUUGAGGGCCGGGUGGUCAACGCACUGGGCAAGCAGUGGCAUGUGGAGCACUUUGUCUGUGCCAAGUGCGAGAAGCCAUUCCUGGGGCACAGGCACUACGAGAAGAAGGGUCUAGCCUACUGUGAGACCCACUAUAACCAGCUCUUUGGGGAUGUCUGCUACAACUGCAGUCACGUGAUUGAGGGUGAUGUGGUGUCAGCCCUCGGCAAAGCCUGGUGCGUGAACUGCUUCUCCUGUUCCACCUGCAGCAUGAAGCUCACUCUGAAGAACAAGUUUGUGGAGUUCGAUAUGAAGCCUGUGUGUAAAAGGUGCUAUGAAAGGUUCCCCCUGGAGCUGAAGAAGAGGCUGAAGAAGCUGUCUGACAUGACCUCACGCAAGGCCCAGCCCAAGUCUGUGGACAUCAACUCCGUCUGAAGGUCCUCGGCCUCCAUUCGCCUGCCUGCUGAACCUUUGCCCUCCCCCUCCUCCCCCAAUUCCUGCUGGCUGCCUCCCCCUUCCACUCCAUCCCAGGCCCCUCCCUCUGGGAUGUCACCCUUUCUGUCCCCAGUCUACCUUGGGCUAUGUAGUACUUUCUUCUAUUGCUGAGACCUGGCCCAGCCUCAUAGGCAUUUCCUCCUAUACCCACAACCUCCAGGGACAGGAACCAACUGGGGUCAGGAUUAUCUGCCAUUUGCUCGGCCCAAAGAUCCCAGCCUGACACCGGUCCUUUCCGUUCUCCUGGGAGAGCUUCAGUCUCAGAGAGACCCUUGGGCUUGGCUGGGAAGCUGUCCCAGCCCUAGGGCCAGCACCAUGCACAUGGAGGCUUCUGGAGUGGGGGUGGGGCGGCCCUCCAGUUAUUCAACCACAUUAUGUCCGUGUGUGCUCACACUGCAUCAGCGAAUCCAGCCACCUCUGGGAUGAACCAGCUGGAGGGCUGAGAUGCCCAUUUCCUUCACUACUCAGGAGGAGACCUUGCAGAAAGCUUCUGGGUUGCCCACCAAGGCCGGGGUCCCACUUCCAGGGGGCACAUUGCCUAAGCCAGCUCAGACCUGCAAGGGAUCAUCACAUACUUGCACAAUGAAGGCUGAUUUGCACACUGGGA
Peromyscus californicus insignis is the source of this 3342-nucleotide messenger RNA. It is a transcript of the gene Lims2, whose product is annotated as LIM zinc finger domain containing 2. The record is from RefSeq and is a predicted model, not a curated record. Gene Ontology annotation, biological process: positive regulation of integrin-mediated signaling pathway; cell-cell adhesion; cell-cell junction organization. Gene Ontology annotation, cellular component: cell-cell junction; focal adhesion; cytoplasm. The coding region runs from base 1665 to 2675 and encodes 336 amino acids. The transcript has 10 exons. NCBI's taxonomy places the organism in Eukaryota, Metazoa, Chordata, Mammalia, Rodentia, Cricetidae.